Halteromyces radiatus is the source of this 1551-nucleotide messenger RNA. RefSeq lists its product as uncharacterized. The record is from RefSeq and is a predicted model, not a curated record. The transcript is spliced from 3 exons. NCBI's taxonomy places the organism in Eukaryota, Fungi, Mucoromycota, Mucoromycetes, Mucorales, Cunninghamellaceae. Bases 61 to 1308 code for a protein of 415 amino acids.
UUUUUUUUAUCUAAAAUAUAAUAAAAAUAAAUAAAUAAAUAUUAUAUAUAUAUAUUCCUCAUGUUACCACAAGAAGUGGAUAGUUCAUCUGGAUUAUGGUCAAAUAACUCAAGUAAUGCUUCUCUACACGAAUAUACCCUUCCUCAACAAAGUGAAAAUAACAACAGGAAUAGUAUUGGACUAGGUGAUAUUUCCGUAGGUGAUAUUCUUGAAAUUUAUAAACAUGAUACCGAAUUAUUGAAACAUAUUUUAAUGGCAAAAGCUGAAGAAGAUAAACGACGAGCAGCUGAAGAAGUACGAAGAACUGAAGAGGCACGAUUACAAAGCAAAUACCUGGAUCUUGGAUGGGAACAACAGAAACGUAUUAGUGAUCCUUCAGCUUUUACAAAUGAUUUUCUUAGUGGUUCCUUAGGUUCCCUUGCUGUAUCCUCUACUGAUGGUGUUUCUGAUUGGCUUUCUAUUCCCCCUAACAAUACCAUAUCAACUUUAUCACCUUCUCCAAUGGCAGCAUCACUUUGUCAUUUUGAUCAAACUCCACCUUCUCCUACAACUUCUUAUUAUCGUCCACCUUCUCCUUUGACCACUACUUCAUUCGAUGUUCCUUUUGCCGAUUUGACCAUCUCUACACAAUCUUCUCCAGAACCAUUGGACUCUUCUUCCAACAAAAAUAAAACAAAACCUUCAUCUCCUUCUUCAGUUAAAAACAUCAAUACAUCAAAUCGAAAUAGUUUACCUCCACCACCACCUCCUCCUCCUCAUGAUGAUACGACAAAUGAUGAUCAUAUACCUCCAACAAAAAGUGCAUGCAAACGUACAUUAUCUCGUACUCGAUCUCAACGACGACCUCAUGUUCCUGGCAAGAAAAAGAACCGAUCCCUUACUCUCCCUCAACAACAACAACAACCAGAAGAAGAAGAAUCUGAAUCAUUAUCUGUCAAAGAUGAACCACAAUUGGAUCAUGAUAGAGUCAUGGAAGCUUUACGUGCAAAAUUACGACGAUCAUCCAAUCCACCCACUUUAUCCAGUGGUGACAAAUCAUCCUUAUCAUCCAAUAAUAAUCUCAUAUGGCCAUCAUCUGAUGAUACUGAUCAUCCACCUCAACCCAUGUCUCCUCAAGGAAUGUUAUUAUUGGACCUCAAGAAUCCACGUAAGGUAUUCCCUACUGUCAGCUCAACCAAUUCUUCUAAACGUACAACAAUGAAUCCCAGGGUAGCAGUACUACGACGGCCUCGACCUUUCACCUCAGCCCAUAAUCAUUGUGAAAAAUCAAAGGAUACAUCAACAACAACUCCCGUUACCACCAAAUGAAAUGAAAGAUGAAGAAGAAGAAAAAAAAAUAUAUCUUUUUUUAGUUUACUACUCUCUUUUGACUGUCUACCUUUUUUUUUUUUGUGUAUAUAUUAUUAUCAUUUAUUUAGUUUGUUUGUGUGUUACUUUUUUUACAUCUAUAUUUUUAUUAUCGUUGUUUUUACAUAGUUCCCCUACUAUCUUUAUUUUGUAUUAUGGAAAUAAUAAAAAAAUUUUAUGUCUUUUUUUUUGUUGCUGUUGUUG